Messenger RNA from Colletotrichum orchidophilum, 1443 nucleotides. RefSeq lists its product as uncharacterized. The record is from RefSeq and is a predicted model, not a curated record. Lineage: Eukaryota; Fungi; Ascomycota; Sordariomycetes; Glomerellales; Glomerellaceae. The coding region runs from base 1 to 1443 and encodes 480 amino acids. The transcript is spliced from 2 exons.
AUGUAUGACCAAACCGGACAAGUCUUCACGGAAGUCGUCGCGCGGCGACCUCCGGACGCGUACCAAAAUGGCCGGGACUGGUCGAGGCGGACCGGCCGGCUACCACGAAGAGGCCGCGGCGGCCAAGGCAGGAAAGGGCCGAGAUCGCUCGCCGACAUGGCGGUGCACACGAUAGCGGAAAACAUUGGCGACGUGGAAGAACAGCACCUCACCCGAGAAGACCUGCCCCGGCGGUACUUGUGGAGGAUAUGGCGUCUCCUAGAGAAUAGAGGUGUAUGCUUUCAAGCUUGGAAGGUGUUUUCAAAGUUCCUCCUCGCCGAGGAUGACGAAAAGACGCUGGGCCUGUAUCGGUACCGCCAGCACAUUUGUCAGCCAAGCGAGAAUCUCCGUCACUACCUCAAACCUCUCGAGUCCCCGACCUUUGAUUUUGUGACACAUUUGAAUAUCACGGGGUCUUGUUCCUUUGGCGAGAAUGAGCUGCUGGCACUGGCGCGGCUCAAGAACCUUGCGAUCCUCGAGAUCAUCGAGUCGGCGGAUGAGCAACGGACCAUCUUUCCGAGGGUCGAUGAUCGUCUCGUCAGGAGUUGGUCAGAGAUGGACGACCCGUUCCCGCUCUUGAGGGUGCUUAGGCUCUGGGGCGACGAGUCCAUCACCAAGCACUCACUCCAAUACGUAUCCAAGUUCCCCGCGCUGGCGUUGUACGACGUGAACGCGUCGAGGAGCGACUGGAGAGGAGCCGGGGACGCCGCACUGGACGAGGGUUGGGAGAUGGACGAACCGUUACAUGGCCCCCAUGAUUCCCUGUUGUGGUACCUGAUGCUCUUCGAUGCUGUCGAGGAGAGCAAGCCGAGACAACUGCAGGGCAUGGCCCGCAAUAUUGACGACGGACUGAUGAAUUUCUGCCAGAGCAGCAACCAACCCAUCACAAUUAACCGUAACCAGGACGCCCCGUCGUUUCUCGACCACCUCAGCGAUGCGGCGAAGAGGAACCUCUCCAUGUACGUCGACGUGCCAGGCUAUGAAGCUCAAACCUGCAAGGGGUUCCCGUUCGAAACAUGGGCUUUCUGGCUGUACUCCUUCAUCGGUCAACUCACUAAAGAUGAGGACCUCACGAGAGCCGGCCUGAAGACGGAGCUCAAGGCGGUAUCGGAACAGCUGGUGCUGCCCGCCAAGCCACUCGCCUGUCUUCAACUGGGCCACUGCGGAUCUGGUAGGCCGGGUAUCACACCCGCCGUAUCUUAUGUACGCAGAGGACUCUUCGCCACGUCCAGGUACACAUUCUUCAGAAGAUCGUCAGCAGGCAGCAAACAGGAGUCGGUGCGGAAGCCCACGGAGUCACUGAGACCGACGGUAGAACUUGGAAAGGUUGAGACCGGACUGAACCCGAAUAGAAAGAAGAGGCGGAGGCUCGAUGACAUAUUGCAGUCUUUUAUGGGUUCUUGA